UGUAAAUAUCACUGACCUUGGCACCUGCGCAUCCCUCGUUCUCAAUGCGCCUCCUUCCAUUACUCAGGCUGCCUCGACCACCAACAACACCAGCGCAACUCGACUCAUACUGCAUUUGCGCCUGCUGAUCUUCCACCAUUUCUCAUCCUCUACUUACCUGCAGUCGAAUCCUAAACGACACUCACCGUUCUCCCUCUUCGACAACUCUAGAUUCCCUUUCCUGUCCGAUACAAACCUCCUCCGACUCACGGCCGAUUGCCUCCCUCGUCACUACCGCCCCCUCCCUCUUCUCCUGCCCUCUUGUCCUCACGUAUUGUUACCCCCACGAAAACAAAACAACUCAAAGUCUCGCUUCUUCUAGCCCGCGCCUUGUUCGAUUUGUGGCUGCAUCGACGAGACCGUCCUUGUUCUGGCCGAAGCUUCCAACCGUCCGCAACCUGCACCUUGAAGCACAGGAAACACGUGUUGACUACCGCGCCAUGACUGUCUUCACGUCGAUUGUUGUGUUCGAUCCUCUUCACUGAACCGUUGGCCUUGGAUGCCAUCUCCGCAAGACAAAACACAUCUCUUUAUUGAUCAAAUAAUCCCAUCAAACCUCUACCGCGAACAAUCCGUCAAGCGCGGCCAACCACUCCACAAUGGCAGACGAUAUACGUUUUCGAAUAUCACCACUCCACACCCGAAAUAUGAGUACUGUCACCGUCGAAUCCGACAGUUCGGAUAGUUCUCCCUGCCCUGGGGACGACGAAGACACCGACUACUUCAUGGCUCAUCCCAAUGAUUCUCAAUCUUCCCUGGGCGCAGUUACCGCUAUUCGAGACUGUGACGAUGACAUUGAUCUCGAGCAGAUCCAUCGCCUUUCACCGAUCUCGAAACUGCCCCCGGAAAUCCUGAUGGCCAUUCUGGCCAAAUUGACGAGUACGGCCGACCUAAGAAACUGCAUGUUGGUUUCUUACCAUUGGGCAUUGUAUUCCGUGGGCAUUCUUUGGCAUAGGCCAUUAUGCAGCAAAUGGUCAAACCUAUUAAGCGUGGUUUCGGCGCUGGGACAGGGCGAAAGAAGCUAUUUCCCAUAUCAUGAGAUGGUCAAGAGACUCAAUCUUUCAGCAAUCGCGGAUAAAAUCAAUGAUGGAACGGUUCAGCCUUUUAUGAAUUGCAAGGCUGUUGAACGUCUCACGCUGACGAAUUGCUCCAAAUUGACCGAUUUUGGUGUGGCCGGACUCGUCGACGGAAGUAAAAAACUGCAAGCGCUGGAUGUAACAGACAUUGAUGCUUUGACGGACCGGACGCUGCAUGUGGUGGCUGAGAACUGUGCCAAACUGCAAGGCCUCAACAUCACCAACUGUUCAAAUAUCACUGACGAGUCUCUGAUGGAGAUCGCAGAACAUUGUCGUCAACUCAAACGACUGAAACUCAAUGGCGUGGUGCGAGCAACAGACGCCUCCAUCACUGCAGUCGCGAGGAACUGCCGAUCGAUCCUGGAAAUUGACUUGGCUGGCUGUCAUUCUAUCAGUUCUGAAUCUGUUACAGCCCUCUUGUCCAAUUUGUCCCAUCUGAGGGAACUACGGUUGGCGCAUUGCACCGAUAUCAACGAUUCUGCCUUCACCAAUCUCUCGCCGAGACUGUCAUUCGACGCCCUGAGGAUAUUGGAUCUUACGGCAUGCGAACAUGUACGGGAUGAUGCAAUCGCGAGAAUCAUUCCAGCAGCACCACGGUUGCGAAACUUGGUCCUGGCCAAAUGCCGGCAUAUCACGGAUCGUGCGGUAGCAUCUAUAUGCAAAUUGACCAAAAACUUGCACUACAUCCACCUGGGACAUUGCGUCAACCUGACCGACAAUGCGGUCAUCCAGCUGGUCAAAGCCUGCAAUAGAAUCAGGUACAUUGACCUGGCUUGUUGUUCACGCCUCACCGACGCGAGUGUCCGUCAUCUGGCACAACUACCAAAAUUACGCAGAAUUGGUCUGGUCAAGUGCCAAAAUCUGACGGACUCCAGCAUCAUGGCUCUGGCUCACGGUCCGGUUUUGUUUAGUCCUACUGGCAAACUUGGCGUCCCUCAGCAGUUCGUGUCCCUUGAACGGGUUCAUCUCAGUUAUUGUGUCAAUCUCACUCUCAAGGGCAUCACUGCACUGCUUCACAAUUGUCCUCGACUCACUCAUCUUUCCUUGACGGGUGUACAAGCUUUCCUUCGGGAAGACUUGACUCGAUUUUGUCGAGACGCCCCGGCCGAGUUUACCCAUCCACAGCGCGAUGUCUUUUGCGUCUUUUCUGGGGAAGGUGUUCAGCGACUUCGAGACUAUUUGCUGCGAAUGGCUAUGGACGAGAUUGAGCGAGAAGGCCGUCAGGCUAUUGAUGACAGUCUCCUCGAUGGAGUGGACAGUCCUGGUGCAGAUACGGUUUCGGAUGAUGGAACAAUUGACGGAAACGACCAAUUAAUGGACCCGGUUCUGAAUCCACAUCGUCAUGGAGCCCCCUUUACGACCACACCACGGUCACGGCAACAACGUCCUCGGAGCCUGCACGAGCUUCCGAGCUAUCACAUCGAGAUGCCUUUCGUACCCUCGGAACAAGUAGGACCAUGGACACCAGGAGUAGCAUUUGGGCACGAGGAUCGCACAAACCUCGCCCCGGCUCACCUUAAUCUGAUGAACACGGCGCAUCUUUUCCAGCAAGAUGGCUUUGAACGUCGACCUAGAAGUCCGGCAGCAUCUCCGCUGUUUGUCCCUGUACAUUAUGGCGACCGUCCAAGAAGUUCAUCGCGGACACCGUCUAGGCGACAUACUCUCGAAUCCUCUGAUGGCUUGUUUGGCCCCCCGCCUGUGCCGAUGCACGGUUUUGGUGAAGGCAGCUCAAGACCAGUGGACAUAGGGAGUGGCCGUUAUGCGCCUGAUCGAAGAGCGAGUUAUUUUGGUGUGGAGGAUUCUCGAACGCAACAAGGAUACCCCAACGAACACCUUUUCGCAUCAGAAGGUUCCAGGAGGCCGAUGCCUGGAGCAGCUCUCAGAAACCCUAGCGACGUGCGAGUUUCAUACCUCCGACCUGAACCGGGUUUCAGUGCCUUUGAUGCCAACCACGAAGCGAUCAUGUCGACAAUCCCUGGAAGCCGCUCUGGUAGUCGACAUGCAUCAAGGUCCAAUAGCCCUCAAGUGUCGCGUGUCAAUAGUCGAUCAAGACUAGGCAACUUGCUAGUUCCACCACGGAGUUAUGCAUCGACACCACCUAGUCAGACAGAUUCAGGUGGCCGUACUAGUAGAGCGGCACGGAGUCGCGAGAGAUCCCGGUUAAGAGAGGAAGCACACAGAGAAGCCAUGUUACAAGCCCUGGCCGAGGCAGAUGCCGCUCAGCAACUCGGGCCUGAGAUUCCUCGGAUCGAUACGGACCAUCCAACUGAACUGCCAUUGUUGCCCCCUGAAAUGAUGGAGCGUGUCGUGAUGACUCCGGUAACGCCGAUGGAUUCAAGUACAGAGCUCCCAGUCGAACCUCGGGAGCAAGCACCGACAGAGAACGUCGAUCAAGACGUGACAAUGACUCAAUGAAGAGAACGACAUAUAUGCUGAUGGGACGGUAGUACAAGUAUUUAAUUGGGGCGUGAAGCAUUGGUGAUGAUUCAAUAGGGUGUCUUGACACGACUCAAAAGCCGCACGGAUUGGCAUGGGAAUCAUCUGGGUUUUUGGUCUGGAAGGAGAAUAGUCGAUUACAGCAUCAUUUUUCAUUAUCGAAAGAGAAUCUUCAAGCAAGCGUGGAGUUUCAAAACGGAAGUGUGGGUAAGCAAGACGAAACCAGGCUUUUUCUUCUUGGUAUCGACUUUACUACCUUCAUGGUACGGAUUUUCCAAUAGCCAUGAGGUUUCACUUUGGUGGUCAGCAAUGGGGACAGCAGCCCUUGUUUGUCUAGCUUUAGAGGUUAGCAUCCUGAGCGAGUGUGCAGCAUUAUCAGCAAAUUGAUGUAUUCGUAUUCUGUGUCUGUGUUUGUGUCUAUUUAUCUGGAGGUUGACUUCAAAAGGCGAACCGCCG
Messenger RNA from Exophiala oligosperma, 4007 nucleotides. RefSeq lists its product as uncharacterized. Gene Ontology annotation, biological process: SCF-dependent proteasomal ubiquitin-dependent protein catabolic process. Bases 639 to 3530 code for a protein of 963 amino acids. NCBI's taxonomy places the organism in Eukaryota, Fungi, Ascomycota, Eurotiomycetes, Chaetothyriales, Herpotrichiellaceae. The transcript has 2 exons. Gene Ontology annotation, molecular function: protein binding. Gene Ontology annotation, cellular component: SCF ubiquitin ligase complex. The record is from RefSeq and is a predicted model, not a curated record.